This is a messenger RNA of Colletotrichum higginsianum IMI 349063, 1518 nucleotides long. Its product is annotated as Major facilitator superfamily transporter. Gene Ontology annotation, molecular function: transmembrane transporter activity. The transcript has 5 exons. The record is from RefSeq and is a predicted model, not a curated record. Gene Ontology annotation, biological process: transmembrane transport. Bases 1 to 1518 code for a protein of 505 amino acids. NCBI's taxonomy places the organism in Eukaryota, Fungi, Ascomycota, Sordariomycetes, Glomerellales, Glomerellaceae. Gene Ontology annotation, cellular component: membrane.
AUGGAUGCCGGUAAAGACAACAAGAUAUCGCCGACUACCGACCCAACUGGGUCGGUCCGGGAAGGAUCUUUUGACGGGCAUGACACCAAGAGCCACGAAUAUAACGACGACGUGGUCCAAGUCAUCGACAAAGCCGCCGAGAGGCGCCUUUGCAGGAAGCUAGACUUUCGUAUUCUGCCCGUCUUGGCUGUAAUGUACCUUUUCAACGCGCUCGACAAGGGGAACCUGGGAAACGCAGAGACCGACGGCCUGAGCACGGAUCUGAACUUCAAGGACGGCCAGUACAACCUCAUCGUCAGCAUCUUCUUCGUGCCCUUUGUGGCAGCGGCGCCCUUCGUCGCCCUCAUCGGCAAAAGGUUCGGCCCCGCGGUCGUGCUGCCCAUCCUCAUGUUCGGCUUCGGCUCCAUGACCAUGCUCAUGGCCGCCGCCCAAAACUUCAGCGGCGUCUUCGCGCUGCGGUGGUUCCUGGGCAUGGCGGAGUCGGCGUUCUUCCCGCUCGUCAUUUACUACCUGACCACGUUCUACCGCCGUGGCGAGCUGGCGCGCCGCCUGGCCGUCUUCUACGCGGCCUCCAACAUUGCCAACGCCUUCUCAGGCCUUUUGGCGUUUGCCGUGUUCCGCAUCACCAACACGAACCUGCACCCGUGGCGAUGGCUCUUCAUCAUCGAAGCGACUGCGACAAUUCUCUUCGCCCUCUUUGCUUUCUGGUAUCUCCCGCGCAGUGCUGCCGAAGCGACUUUCCUCACGGCGGAAGAGAAAGAGCUGGCUCACUAUCGUAUCCGAGUUGACAGCUCAUCUGUGGUGGGGGAGAAGAUGAAGAUUCGCGAGGCAGCCAAGGUGUUUAAGCAUCCGACAACGUACGGUUUCCUCGCCAUUGAGAUUUGCCUCGGGGUCCCUCUCCAAAGCGUCGGUCUCUUCAUGCCUCAGAUCGUUCAGCGACUGGGAUACAGCACCAUCAAGACAAACCUCCACACCGUGGCUCCCAACGUCAGCGGCGCCGCAAUGCUUCUCAUCCUGGCCUUCCUCUCCGACUGGCGCCGGCUCCGGUUCCCCUUCAUCGCCCUGGGCUUCAUGCUGAGCUUCAUCGGCUUCAUCAUUUACGCAGCCAUUGAUGACGUCGAAAAGGAGAUUGAGGUUGCGUACUACGCCUGUUUCAUGAUGACCUGGGGCACUUCGGCGCCGAGCGUGCUCUUGUCGACGUGGUACAACAACAACGUCGUGAACGAGAACCAGCGUGUUCUUCUCACUUCUAUUGGUGUUCCGCUUGCAAAUCUCAUGGGGCUCGUUAGUAGCAACAUCUUCCGCAAACCGGAUGCGCCGAAAUAUGCACCUGCUCUGAUCACGACGGCCUCGUUUGGCGUGGCUGGCGCUUCUUUUGCUCUUGCGUUGGGAUUCUAUAUGUUAUGGGAUAACAGAAAGAGAAAUCGCGCCCAAGGAGUGAGUUUGACUGCCAGCGAGGUGCCGACUUCUAAGCUGGGUGAUGGCCCUAAGAGCCCCGACUUUCGAUGGUUUCUAUGA